Messenger RNA from Lagopus muta (rock ptarmigan), 2545 nucleotides. RefSeq lists its product as uncharacterized. The record is from RefSeq and is a predicted model, not a curated record. Bases 939 to 2426 code for a protein of 495 amino acids. Gene Ontology annotation, molecular function: catalytic activity. Lineage: Eukaryota; Metazoa; Chordata; Aves; Galliformes; Phasianidae. The transcript is spliced from 2 exons.
UCCACAAGAGAAUAUUUGAAAUGAGUCCCAUUAUCUGACUCAAUUCUUUCCAAGGUGCCAUGUCGCCACAGGAUUUGACUCUCGAUACCUAAUAUGGUGCUACAGCAGUAGAAUGGGGUACUGAGUAUGUUACAAGCCACCCAGCGGUCACCUCCACCAUGGUGAGCACAUAACGCUCACCAUUGCGAGAUCGUGGCAAGGUGAUAUAAUCAACCUGCCAUGCCUCCCCAUAUUUGUACUUUUGCCAUCGCCCUUCCCCCCAGAGAGGUUUCAUACUCUUGGCUUGUUUAAUUGUGGUGCAUGUGUCACAGUCCUGAAGGAUUAGUGCAAUAGCAUCCAUAGUUAAGUCCACCCCUCGGUCUCUAGCCCAUUUGUAUGUUGCAUCUCUCCCUUGAUGACCUGAGGUCUCAUGGGCCCACCGAGCUAGAAAUAAUUCAGCCUUGUUCUGCCAGUCCAGGUCUAUUUGAGCCACCUCAAUUCUGGCAGCUCGGUCUACCUGAUGGUUAUUUUGCUGUUCUUCACGCUCCAAGUGCGACGUUUCUCUCCAGCAGCAGUGUAGAGGAUGUUCUUCACAUCCUGCUCCAUCUGUACUGGCCCCAGGGCUACAGCACAGGCUAUCUCCUGUUUAAUCUGCUCAAAAGCCUGCUGCUGCUCAGGACCCCACACAAAAUGCAAGUGAUCUUCUCUUCUAUCCCUUCAGUGGCGGGGAAGGACUCUGAAAGGAUCAGAAAGGCCCUCCUCAUCAAUAAAUGGCUUAGAGGAUGGUGCAGGCAGAAGAACUUUGGUUUUUUUGAUCAUGGGGCAAUUUACUCAGCUCCUGGCAUGACGGCUGCAGAUGGAGCUCAACUGUCUACAAGGGGUAAAAGGAUCCUAGCCCAGGAGCUGGCAGGCCUCAUUGAAAGAUCUUUAAACUAGGUAAGAAGGGGGAAGGGGACAAAAUGAGCACUGCUGAGGUUCAGGUAGUUCAAGGCUCAAAAGUGAAUUUGAUGGGUGACGAGGGUGGAGUUCGAAGGGAUGGAGUGUGGCAGGGGAAUGCUGCCUCCCUGAAGUGUCUAUACACUAAUGCGCGCAGUGUGGGAAAUAAACAGGAAGAGUUGGAGAUCUGCGUGCGGUCACAUGGCUAUGAUCUCAUUGCGAUCACAGAGACGUGGUGGGACAGCUCACAUGACUGGAAUGUUGUCAUGGAGGGCUAUGUGCUUUUUAGGAAAGAUCGGCCGGCAAGGCGGGGUGGUGGAGUUGCUCUUUAUGUAAGAGAGCAGCUUGAAUGUAUUGAACUCCACCUGGGGGAGAGUGGUGUAGCAGUGGAGAGCUUGUGGGUAAGAAUCAAGGGGCGGGCUGGUAUGGCUGACACCGUUGUGGGUGUGUGCUACAGGCCCCCUGAUCAGGAGGAGGAGGUUGAUGAGGCCUUCCACAAACAGUUGGAAGCAGCGUCACGAUCCCAGGCGCUGGUGCUUAUGGGGGACUUCAAUCAUCCAGAUAUUUGCUGGAAAAGCAAUGUGGCCAGGCAUGCGCGGUCCAGACGGUUCCUGCAAUGUGUUGAAGACAACUUCCUGAUGCAGGUGGUUGAGGAAUCGACGAGGAGAGGGGUACUGCUGGACCUUAUUCUCACUAAUAGAGAAGGGCUCGUCAGGGAAGUAAAGGUCGGGGGCAGCUUGGGUUGUAGUGACCACGAGAUGGUGAAGUUCAAGACCCUGAGUGGAAGAAGUAAAGCAAAAAGUAGGAUUGCUACCCUGGACUUUAGGAGAGCCAACUUCGAUCUCUUCCGGGACCUACUUGGAGCUAUCUCAUGGGCUAGGGUGUUGGAAGGCAAGGGGGCCUGUGAGAGCUGGUCGGCAUUUAAGCAGCUCUUCUUCCAAGCUCAGGAUCGGUGCGUCCCUGUGAGGAAGAAAUGGGGAAAGGGUGGCAGGAGACCUGUGUGGAUGAGCAAGGAGCUCGUGCACAAACUCAAAGGAAAGAAGAAGGCCCAUGAAAUGUGGAAAAAGGGUCUGACUACUUGGGAAGAAUACAGGAAUGUUGUCAGGGUCUGCAGGGAUGCGACAAGGAAGGCUAAAGCCUGCCUGGAAUUAAAUCUGGCAAAGGGGAUAAAGGAUAAUAAAAAAGGUUUUUUCAAGUACAUUAACAGUAAAAGGAAGACUAGGGAGAAUGUGGCUCCCCUGCUAAGUGACGGGGGUGUUCUGGUAACGGGGGAUGCUGAGAAGGCGGAGAUACUGAAUGCCUUCUUUGCUUCUGUCUUCAGUGAAAAAGCUCCCCCUCGGGAAUCUGAGACCCUGGAGAUUAGUGAGAGGAUCUGGGGAAUGGAAGACCCCCCCUUCUGUCAGGGAAGAGGAGGUCCGGGAGCGCCUAGGCAACAUCAGUGUUCAGAAAUCCAUGGGACCCGAUGGGAUUCAGCCACGGGUACUGAAGGAGCUGGCAGAGGUGAUUGCUGAACCGCUUUCUGUCACCUUUGAGAAGUCUUGGAAGACGGGGAAGGUGCCUGAAGACUGGAAGAUAGCCAACAUCACCCCGGUCUUCAAAAAAGGCAAGAAGGAAGACCCAGGCAAUUAUA